GUACGGCGGGGGUGCGGGGACCGAGCAGCGGGUGGCUGGAGCCCCGGACUCCAGCCCAGAGCCUGGCCUGACUGCCCUGGGACCAAGGGCUCCCACAGCCAGCGUCGACCCCCACUCAGCCCAUCUAGGGAGGGGGUCCAGGGACCCCCAGGGCGGGGCAGCUGCCUCCCCAUAGCACCCCAGCCUGCUGCCUCCCUGGCCUCUGUGCCCCACUGGACGCAGUCCUCUCUCUGCCGUGGCUCUGCCCCUGAGGGGCCUGUGGGGUGCAGCCAGCCUGGUCCGAGCUUUCCCCUGCAGAUGGAGGGGGCCGUCCUGGUCCCCUAUGUGCUGGGCCUGCUGCUGGUGCCACUCCUGGCCGUGCUGCUGCUGGCCCUGUGUGUGCGCUGCCGCAAGUUGCCAGGCUCAUACGACAGUGCCUCCUCAGAUAGUUUGAACCCAAGGAGCAUCCUGCUCAAACAGCCUUACACACCUGCUCCCUGGCCACCUGCCACCCCCUACCCGCCUGUCAGCUCUUACCUACCCCCGAGCCAGCCGGAUCUGGUCCCCAUCCCAAGAUCCCCACAGCCCCCCGGAGGCUCCCACCGGAUGCCGUCUUCCCGGCAGGAUUCAGAUGGUGCCAACAGUGUGGCGAGCUACGAGAACGAGGGUGCGUCCGGGACCCUGGGUGCCCAGGCGGGGUGGGGAGGCUGGAGCCUGUCCCAGAUUAUGACCCCUAUAUUGUUACCCCCAGAGCCACCCUGUGAGGACGCGAACGAGGAUGAGGACGACUACCACAACAGCGAGGGCUACCUGGUGGUGCUUCCCGACAGCACCUCGGCGGCCAGCACGGCUGCCGUGUCAGCUCCCGCGCCCAGCAAGCCUGGCCUGCGAGACAGCGCCUUCUCCAUGGAGUCCAGUGAGGAUUACGUGAAUGUCCCCGAGAGCGAGGAGAGCGCGGAAGCAUCUCUGGAUGGCAGCCGGGAGUACGUGAAUGUGUCCCAGGAGCUGCCGCCAGCGGCCAGGACCGAUGCAACCCUGAAAUCCCAGGAAGUGGAGGAUGAGGAGGAAGAGGGAGCUCCAGAUUAUGAGAAUCUGCAAGAGCUUAACUGAGGCCUGUGUGAGGCCGUGUCUGUCCUGGAACCAGCCUUGCCUGGGAGGGCUGAGCUGGGCAGCUGGAAGUGGCUCUGGGGGGCCCCACUUGGUGCCCUGCCCUGGCUCCAGCCUGACAACAGUUUGAAAAUUUUCCCCCUAACUUAUUGUCACUUUGGGGUGCAGUCUGUGUUCCCCCAGCAACUCUGCACCUUCUGACGCAGCCUGAGAAUGAACUACCCUGGCCCUAGCCCUGUUGUAAUAGAAUAAAGGCCGGCGUGGUCUGGA
Molecule: messenger RNA, 1356 nt
Organism: Lemur catta (Ring-tailed lemur)
Lineage: Eukaryota; Metazoa; Chordata; Mammalia; Primates; Lemuridae
Gene: LAT
Product: linker for activation of T cells
Biological process (GO): signal transduction
Cellular component (GO): membrane
Source: RefSeq, a predicted model, not a curated record